UCAUUUAGUUUAUUUCAAAUUUGCCUGAUGCCAUGUCUAUUUUUAUCAGGUAUAAUACACUUUUAGACUAAUUCAAGCAAAUUAAUGUUAGAAGCUUUGACUGUGACUGUAAAUGACAAAUGACUGUAAAACUUUGUGCUCUCCUCCUGUAUGACCACAAGGGUGUCUGUCUUGUUUACACAUAAUAUUAUUAUUUUAUUAUUUCAGCCUGUGUCAAACCCCAGGCUAAAGAGGCUCAGUCUUAAUAUUCAUUUUAUCCAAUGAGUCUGGUAGGAUCUAUAGUGACAAGAGCUGUACUUUUUACGUAAGGCAUACUUCCCCAACAGUGAGCCCUCUUACUGGAGGAAUUACAGGUGUCUUACAUCCCUCACGUCAUCACUUGAGACUAUCACAGUCUGAUCUGUGGCACUUUCACUUUUCCAAUUAAGCUUUAAGACUUGCUUGUCCUUUUUGUGCCUUCCAGGGUUCAUCUGCAUACCUGCCAGAUCCUGUUCUAUAUCAUGCAGUGGAUGCAUUUUGUUAUAUAACUAAUCCAAACUUACACAUACGUAAAAAAAAAAAAGUGUUAGUAAAUUAAAUGACUAUGAUGGAGCUCAAAAUAUCUCUGAGAAAAACUGAUUUACUGUUGCUUUAUUUCUUAUUCUACAGUGCCAUAGAUUUGGCCACUGCUGUAGUAAACAUAGGCAAAUGAUGGAUCAACACUUAUACUGGUGUUGGAGCUAGUUUGCGGUUUAACUAACCUCUCAAACAAGAUUUAUCUUAUUCUAUUUUGUGUCUUAACCUAAUUUACUGAGUUUUACUUACAGUUCAAAAUUAGUUUAUUGCUUUGCGGCUGAUUAUCACUGCCAAGUGGCACCACACGACUGUAAUUUGAUUGUGACCUAAUCCUAUCAGAAGUCUUUAAAAGAAAGUAUAAAAGCUAAAGUCAGAUGUGUAGCACCAGUCACCCAAGGAGGCUGCAAGUGACAAGAAAGGCUGACUGCUGAAGACCUCCCUCUAAGAUCAGAAUGGCAGAAGAGUGGGGAAAACAGGCUUUUGCUGCGAGGCGGUACCAUGAAGACACAACAAGGGGAUCUGCCUUCGUUUACACAAACACCAACCAUACCCGAGAUCCCUUUGAGGGUCCCAAUUACCACAUUGCUCCACGAUGGGUUUACAAUGUUGCAACUCUCUGGAUGUUUUUUGUGGUCGUGGCAUCAGUCUUCACCAAUGGCCUCGUCCUGGUCGCCACAGCAAAGUUCAAGAAACUUCGUCACCCACUGAACUGGAUCUUGGUCAAUCUUGCAGUUGCUGAUCUUGGAGAGACAGUUUUUGCCAGCACCAUCAGUGUAUGCAACCAGUUUUUUGGUUACUUCAUUUUAGGACACCCAAUGUGCGUCUUUGAGGGCUACACUGUCUCUGUCUGUGGCAUUACGGGUCUGUGGUCCUUGACUAUUAUCUCCUGGGAGAGAUGGAUAGUUGUGUGCAAACCUUUUGGAAACAUCAAGUUUGAUGCCAAAUGGGCUUCAGCUGGAAUUAUUUUCGCCUGGGUCUGGUCGGCAGUGUGGUGUUCUCCCCCCAUCUUUGGCUGGAGCAGGUACUGGCCCCAUGGACUGAAGACUUCCUGUGGACCUGAUGUAUUCAGUGGAAGUGAAGACCCUGGAGUCCAGUCCUACAUGAUUGUUCUUAUGGUUACUUGUUGUCUCAUCCCCUUGGCUAUUAUCAUCUUGUGCUACCUUGCCGUCUGGUGGGCUAUCCAUUCUGUUGCCAUGCAGCAGAAGGAAUCAGAGUCGACCCAGAAAGCUGAGAAAGACGUAUCCAGAAUGGUGGUUGUCAUGAUCCUGGCAUAUUGUUUCUGCUGGGGACCGUACACCUUUUUUGCCUGCUUCGCCGCGGCCAAUCCUGGAUAUGCCUUCCAUCCUCUGGCUGCUGCCAUGCCUGCAUACUUUGCCAAGAGCGCCACCAUCUACAACCCAGUCAUCUAUGUCUUCAUGAACCGACAGUUCCGCACAUGCAUCAUGCAGCUCUUUGGCAAACAAGUGGAUGAUGGCUCUGAAGUAUCCACAUCAAAGACAGAAGUCUCCUCCGUGUCUCCAGAAUAA
Lates calcarifer (barramundi perch) is the source of this 2081-nucleotide messenger RNA. Its product is annotated as red-sensitive opsin-like. Gene Ontology annotation, cellular component: membrane; photoreceptor outer segment. Gene Ontology annotation, molecular function: G protein-coupled receptor activity. The coding region runs from base 1008 to 2081 and encodes 357 amino acids. The transcript is spliced from 6 exons. Lineage: Eukaryota; Metazoa; Chordata; Actinopteri; Centropomidae. Gene Ontology annotation, biological process: G protein-coupled receptor signaling pathway; phototransduction; visual perception. The record is from RefSeq and is a predicted model, not a curated record.